Molecule: messenger RNA, 2089 nt
Organism: Terrapene triunguis (Three-toed box turtle)
Lineage: Eukaryota; Metazoa; Chordata; Testudines; Emydidae
Exons: 11
Coding region: 3-2057 (684 amino acids)
Source: RefSeq, a predicted model, not a curated record
UCAUGGAAGAACUUGACACAGUGCUUCCACUGGCUCUGGCAUGCAGAGAUGAUUCUCUUCAGGAAAUUAGAGCAAACUUUGUGGAGGCAUGCUGCAAAGUAGCAACAGCUGUCCUGGAAAGGUUGGAGGAGAGAAGCAAAGAAGUGCCCUCCAAGGCUCCACUGCAAAACUUGUAUGCUGUUCUCUCCACAGCAGUACAUGUCUUUCAGCAUUUUAUGAUGUAUGAUAAUUUAAUGAGAGAGACCAGCAAGAAGCCCCUGUUCCUAGUGCCUGUCCAGGGAUAUCAGGAAUUCAUCAAUGUUCUCCAGUUUCAAGUUACCAACUACUGCGUCAGAGUUUGUGCUACAAGUAUUUUACAGGAUGCUGAGAGCCACCACUGGGAUGACUACAAAGCUUUUUAUGAGGGGGAAAGAUGCUCAUUCUCUGUCCAGAUGUGGCAUUAUUUCUGCUGUGCUCUCCAUCAUGAUCUGUGGACUAUCCUACCCCCCAAGUUAGCCCAGGAGAUUCUAGAAGAAGUGCUGGAGAAAUCUUUGGCUGUGCUAGCCUGCAGAUAUUCUCAGGCCCAUCCCAGUUACAAGAGAACUCCACAGAUAAGAAUUGAUAUCACAGCGAUUUUAGUAUCUACUGAAAAUAUGCUGUGGUCAGCUUGCUGCUCAGUGCAGGAACUUUUGAAUCCACAUAAAGACAAAGACGCCAAGAUCUAUAAAAUACACAACCACUGCAACAAUCUGCUCUCUGCACUUGCCAUUUUAACUGCACCUUUGAAGAAUCUGUAUGAGACAUUUCAGAAUGGUUUUGGUGAGCUACUUCCAUCAGAUUUCUCCAAACCUAAUAUCAGUCACCCAUUACACUGGCUAUCUUGCAUAACACCAUUUUGUCCUCCUUUACUUAUGACUCCAUCAACCGGAGAAAUGGCAGCCCAGGGUCAACUGAAACUGCUCUUAUCCCAACCGUAUUGUAAUUGGAACUUGCUUUUGGAAACACUGCUACAUCAGGAUUGUCUCUUAGUGAAAAUUUUAUUGAAAAGUUCAAAAAUUGAAGUAUCAAAAUGUGAUGAACAAAGUUCCUGCAUAAAACAGAUAAAUAACAAAGAGCCUACUUUGACUGAAGCAAUCUUUACAGUAUUAUCCUAUUGCACUUUAUCACCCAAAUCACUCGGUAGAGUUCUUGAGAGCUACAUGAAAAAAGAGCAACUAUGGGAUUGCUUAUACAAUAUAUCAGUUUCUAGUUGUGGUGAAUCAGAGCCAGAGGUUAUCAGAUGUUUGAAGGUGACUUUGAUUAAUUCAGUCAAGGGUAUAGUGAAGCAAAUAAUUUCUUUGAUGCAUUCGUGGGAGGCAACAGAGAACUAUGGAACCUAUCAACACAAGCAAAUAGUUCCUGAAAGUUUGCUGAAGACAGUUCCAAAGGAAUGGAAUUAUACACCUAGAGAAAUGAAGAGAAAAGAAUCUGGGAAAUGCUUCACAAGGCUUGCAGCUCAGGCUGUAUCUAUUGUAAUCAGCAAGUUACCUACAGUGAUUGCAUGUUUGCCUCCCCCAAUUAAAUACUUCUUUUUUCUGUCUGAGAGGAAAAUGUCAAAAAACUUUGUUGAAUCGAAGAAAGCUGGUCUGCUUGUCUGGAACUUGAUUGUAAUUAUAUGUCGGAUAUUUGAGGAUGGAAACACCGCAGAACUUUUAACAGGUGCAACGCUUGACAGAUGGAGCAAAGAGAAACUCAGUUUAGUUCGUGUGUGUUUGGAAAGUAUUGUGGGAAAACAGAAAAGUAGUCCUAAACAAGUAACACAGAAGGUUAUACAGAGUAUAGAACAACAAAGACCAAACUGGAUUGAAAGCCAGUUGCUGAAAGCAAGAAAAUUGAGCACUGACUGUGCCUUUAUUUCAGUAGAAGAAGGUGCAGGGUUAGAGAAGGGAGGUAUUGCAUUUGAAUUGACUGAGCAGAAAAUAAACAUGAUGGUCCUGGAUAUCUGCCACAAACCAGGUGGCAGCGAGUACCUGAGGCAAAUUUAUCACAUCAUCCGGCUCAAUGAGAAGAUUUGGAGAGUCUCCCAGGAUCACAUGUGAGGUAUGUGGCAGAGUUUGGAAGUGAACCAAGG